Molecule: messenger RNA, 984 nt
Organism: Rhododendron vialii
Lineage: Eukaryota; Viridiplantae; Streptophyta; Magnoliopsida; Ericales; Ericaceae
Exons: 4
Coding region: 132-815 (227 amino acids)
Source: RefSeq, a predicted model, not a curated record
UUAAUAAAAUGGACAGAGAGUUAAUAAAAUGGACCCAACAACUUGCUAAUGAGAGAGAGAGAGAGAGAGAGAGAGUUAAUAAGAUGGACCCAAACAACUUGCAUUAGCAUAAACUGAGACACCCAACUCUAAUGGCAGCGCUACAUACUAUCCUCGCCCUCCUCUUCUUCUCCUUCCUCGUCCUCAACCACUCCGGCGGGUUCGUUAAUGCUCAGGCUUUGAUCCCGCCCGCGAGAUUUGAUGGGUUCGUGUACAAAAACCGCCUUUCCACCGACAUGGACUCGAUCAUCAUCGAGGCAUUCUUGGACCCCGUUUGUCCUGAUAGUAGAGACUCUUGGCCUCCUUUGAAGCGAGCUGUAGAUUACUACGGCUCUCAUGUCUCCCUCGUCGUUCACCCCUUCGCUUUGCCUUACCACGACAAUGCUUUUGUUUCUUCUCGUGCUUUGCAUAUUGCGAAUAAGCUCAAUGCUUCUGCCACAUACGACUUGCUGGAGUUGUUCUUUAAGCGCCAGGAGGUGUUCUACAGCCAAGCAACCUUCAACAUGUCCAAGGCAACUAUUGUAAGUCAAAUCGUGAACUUGGCGACCACAGCAGUUGGUAACUCCUACCAAUCUGCAGUUGCAUCCGGCUUUACUGACAGGAAAACUGAUCUCAUGACAAGGGUCUCGUUCAAGUAUGGUUGUUCAAGAGGGGUGUUUGGAGCGCCUUUUUUCUUCGUGAAUGGAUUUGCAUUACCUGACGGUGAUUCAACUAUGGACUAUGCUAAAUGGAGGAGCAUCAUUGAUCCAUUACUAAAAGAACAAGCCAUGGAAUGAGGGGGAGGAGCGUCUACAUUUCUUAUUAACUCUUUUCGGCUGGUUGUAUUUGCGCUAAGCCGCUAAGAACAAAAUAAAGGAACUGUAAUUGAUGUCAUUUUUUUUUUAAACAACUCCUAUUGAAUCGAGCAGCUAGUUGUAUCAAAAGAAUGAAUCUUCGUAUGAGGAA